Messenger RNA from Exophiala xenobiotica, 873 nucleotides. RefSeq lists its product as uncharacterized. Gene Ontology annotation, biological process: transcription by RNA polymerase II. The coding region runs from base 251 to 631 and encodes 126 amino acids. The record is from RefSeq and is a predicted model, not a curated record. Lineage: Eukaryota; Fungi; Ascomycota; Eurotiomycetes; Chaetothyriales; Herpotrichiellaceae. Gene Ontology annotation, molecular function: DNA binding; protein dimerization activity. The transcript has 4 exons. Gene Ontology annotation, cellular component: RNA polymerase II, core complex.
GUUGUUGGUUGAGGACCUGAAUACGUUUGGAUGAAAUGGAUCUGCUGCUGUGAAGACAGAGUGACAACCUUGUACUCUCCUUGACAUAUCCUCUCUUCUUUCCUCGAAACCUGAGACCAUUCUACUCUCUCACAUAGUCAUCGACCGACAGUUAUUGGAUAUCUUAAUCGCAUCUGACAAAGCCUCAUUCGCAAACUUGUGAAACCACCUACCGUCACUUUCUUGCGCAUUUGGUCGAAAGGACAACAAAAUGUCUGGAAUCAACGCCCCUGAUCGUACUGAGGCGUUUAUUCUUGCCGACGGUGAAAAGAAGAUCGAAGAGGAGAUUGAUACUCGUACUCCCAACACAGUCAUCUUCACCUUCAACAAGGAAGAUCACACUCUUGGUAAUCUCCUGCGCGCGAAGCUCCUCCAGAACAGCCACGUCAUGUUUUCAGCCUACCAGGUUCCCCAUCCCCUCUUCGCACAGUUCAAACUUCGAGUACAGACCGAUGGCCAGAUUACUCCAAAGGAGGCUGUUAUUGCCAGCUCCAAGGACAUCAUCAACGAGCUCAAUGCCCUGGACAAGAACUUCAAGAAGGAGUAUGAUCUGAGAAAGAUGGUUGGAAAUGACGGUCAGAAUGGCGUUUGAUUCGGUCGUGCACUCUCUGGUAAGGGAAAGAUACUAGAGAACAAGACGCACCGAAUAUGACUAUGGCUCAAAUGAUACCAUGUACUAUCACGGGAUGACAGGAGUGCCGGCGUUCUUGGUGAUAGCAGACACAUCAGGCACAUCCUGUAGGGAAUGUAUGUCUCAUGGAGCCCACAUGGCGUAGUGCUGGAGGGUGGCAGCACACGAUAGCUGUCUAUCAGGAAUUCAUUGCUUGACGAUUA